GGGACGGUAGAAUGCAAAUUUAAAAUGAAGUUUCACUUGCUAAAAUUAGAAUAAAAAAUAACCCCGGUAGUAGAAUCUUCCCUUUUAUUCCAUUCUGUGUGCUCCUGAGAAGAACUGACGCCUGCUGAAGGCUGGAGCCUGUUCCUGGAGGAGCCCACAUCAGAGCUCAGCGAGGAUGGCUUGUCACUGUUCUGUGUGGCAUCGCUGGGGUGACUUGACUGGAGCAGGAGGAUUCUACUUCCACUAUGACUCCAAAUCUCCUUCCAUCAUGGCGCACCACAUGGCUGGCUGCCUGGUGCUGGCCUACGUCCUAAGGCCUUGGUCUGGAAACCGGCAUCGCAGCACUACUGCCAUAUUCCAUUAGUUUCAAGGAAAGUGGACAUAAACUCCCACCUCUCAAUGGGAGGAGUGUCAAGUAAUUCUGGGGGCAUGUUUUAAAGUGUCACACUACCCUUAAAAGAAAUCUAUUCCAGCAGAUUUUCUCUUUGUCGUGGACAUCACAGACAGGGAGAUGAGACCAGCACUUCUCCCACUGCCUACCAUACAACCAGCCCAGGAGAGGACAGGCCACAGCAGAGUCAGAAUGUUUUCAAUAGUACAGAAUGAGACAAUGUUCAAUGAAACCUGUUUGAAUCACUUCAGGGAAAAUAAGGUGGAGAUAGCAAGUGGAAUAACAAAGCCGUUUCCUUUCCUUGAGAGCCUCCGAGACCGCUCUUUCAUCACAGAAAAAUUGUGUAAUGAUUCUCAAGAAGCCUGUAAAAACUUGGUCCCUUUAGGGAAGGUGGUGUAUCAUAUUCUCUGCCACCUUGAGAAGACGUUUGAUAGAUCACUUCUACAAGCCAUAUUCAGCAGGACUCAUCUGAAGGAGUAUCCUAAUUUAAUUCAGGUUCAUAGAAGCUUUGAAAAUGUGAUCCAAGAGAAAUAUUUCUCCCAAGAAAGUGAUAGAGAAGAGACACAAAUACUGCCCAACACUCAGCUAAGCUGUGAACAAGGGGCAGAGCUGUCUAAAUCCAAAAAUCAAGUACAAUCUGGUGCUGUGACUCUGGUGGAUGCGCAGGAGACAAUUUCACCUUGUCUCCCCCAAAUGGACCAAGAAGUCCAGCAAGCAAGGCCAGCAUGUGACCAAGCUCCUGAAAUGAUCGUGAUCAGCAGUGAAUCCAGUGCAGAGGGAGUGCCUUUGGAAGCCUAGAGCCAGCGCCAAGAUGAGGGCUGGGUGAGGAGGGUGAAAAUGGCCAGCCUGGGGCUGCAGAGCAUCAGGCGUCUGGAUGCAGAGCUCCUGUUUUUCCAUGCAUUUUACCUUGAGUGCACUUCACAGCCAAUGGUCCACUUAACACUGGGAACCCCUUCUCUGCAUUUGCAUCAUGUGGCACUUUGGGAAGUGUGGGAGGCAAGGCCAUAUCCAUUGAAUACGUGUGUUCGUAUACUGAUGUUAGAAUAUUUGGCCUUUGUCCCUAGUUCCCGGCACAGAGCUCCCCAAACCCUUAGAACACUACCUAAUGAGUGUCUUUAAAAAACCAACUACUUGAUUAGAGAAUUAGAGCUUUCGGCUCCAUCCAUUGACCUCUGGGGAGAAAAGAAGGGUGAAAACUUAAGUUCAGUCACCAGUGGCCGAUGAUUUAAUCAAUCAUGUCUGUAUAAUGAAACCUUGAUUAAAACCCCUACGUGACAGGGCUCAGGGAGCCUCUGAGUUGGUGAGCACAUUGGUGUGCUGGAGAGGCAUGGAAGGUCCGAGGCCCCCCCCACCCCAAACCCUGUGCAUCUCUUCCAUUUGGCUGUUCCUGA
Molecule: messenger RNA, 1782 nt
Organism: Rhinolophus ferrumequinum (greater horseshoe bat)
Lineage: Eukaryota; Metazoa; Chordata; Mammalia; Chiroptera; Rhinolophidae
Product: nuclear body protein SP140-like protein
Exons: 8
Coding region: 512-1189 (225 amino acids)
Biological process (GO): regulation of transcription by RNA polymerase II
Cellular component (GO): nucleus
Molecular function (GO): DNA-binding transcription factor activity, RNA polymerase II-specific
Source: RefSeq, a predicted model, not a curated record